AUGGGGCUGCUGUUCCUCUUUACCCUGUUCAUCUCGGUUCGGGCUGUGGUGGUUCUUCCUUCCAAUUUGACCGAUCUCAGUCAAGUACACUCCAAAGGCUUUCAACUUCAGGGUUCCAAUCUCACGCAACGAGUUGCCCCGUUAACCGAGGCCCUCUCUGGAGCGACCAGCGCCCACUUACAGUCCUUCAAUCAGUCUGGCACUGCCACCCAAGUGCAUCCGGGCAAUUCCAUCUCACUGACCGAUUCCGAGAUCGCCUGUAUUUCUUGCGAUCCUGACGACUACCCUGGCUUCUACACCGUCGACCAGACAGUUCAAACAGUUCUCACAGCCUCUGCUCUGCCGGCUGCUGUGCUGUUGUACACCCACUAUUCAUCGCACUGUAACUUGACAGCCGAUGAUCAAACUAUCGCCCGGUACAACAACAUCUUUACCCUUACAGGUCCUGGUGCCUGGUCAGCGCUGCAACGUACUUUCACAGAACCAUCCCCAACCAUUGCCAUCGUCUCAAUGUCGUUAAUGACCAAUGUCCCGACCGACACCGGUGAUUCCGGGAACUCCGGCGACAGUCCUAACACGGCUAUGAUCAUCCUGUACAGUAUUACCGGUAUCAUCACUGCACUCUUCCUGGGAAUCAUCAUCACCGGCGCCGUCCGGGCCCAUCGGCACCCAGAACGGUAUGGACCUCGUCGUAUCGCGGGACGAGUACGGCAGAGUCGCGCCCGAGGGAUAGCCCGCGCCAUGUUGGAAACAAUUCCCGUGGUCAAGUUUGGUGAUAACGAUGACGAAAUCGAUGCCGCCAAGCGGGACGUGGAGAUGUCCACUGCUGAGGAUCCCGCCCGCGAGCACUCCCCUCCACGCGACGGGAUCCCUGAAAACUCGACGCCGACCGAGUCCGAACUGCCCACUCCGGUGGACGAUGCACACCAUGCUCCCGCAGAGAAGACCGAGACGCCUGAGACUGGCAACUUCUCCUGUCCGAUCUGUACCGACGACUUUAUCAAGGGCCAGGAUCUCCGUGUCUUGCCCUGUAACCACCGAUUCCACAUGGAAUGCAUUGACCCCUGGCUGAUGAAUGUAUCCGGAACCUGUCCUCUCUGCCGCAUCGAUCUAAACCCACCGCCAGAAGAACCAACCGACCCAACUAACCCCACCGACCAACCCGCAGAAACCGGUGAAACUCAAGAACCAGAACCACCCGCCACCCAAGAACCCCAAGGAGGCCGCCACACCCACCGCCGCCUAACCAACUACCUGCAUGGCCCUCUCAACGCCCGACACAUGCGUGACGCCACGGUGGAAGAGCGCCUCGCCGCGCUCCGCCGCGUCCGCGAAGCAAACCAAGACCAACCCGCGGCCGAGCCAACCCCCGAAGGAACCCGCCGCCGCCUGACAACCCGCCUGCGUGAUAAGUUCCGCAUCCGCACGCGUGCUCACGGCGAGUCAGAGGAGACUGCCACUCACACCCCCGUCAGCGAAGAGGCCGAGGCCGAGGCUGAGAGCGGGCCUUCGAUGCCUGCAGCCCCUGCUGCUACUCACCCGUCCUCUUGA
This is a messenger RNA of Penicillium nucicola, 1551 nucleotides long. Its product is annotated as RING-H2 finger protein. Bases 1 to 1551 code for a protein of 516 amino acids. The transcript is spliced from 4 exons. Lineage: Eukaryota; Fungi; Ascomycota; Eurotiomycetes; Eurotiales; Aspergillaceae. The record is from RefSeq and is a predicted model, not a curated record.